Coprinopsis cinerea okayama7#130 is the source of this 1059-nucleotide messenger RNA. RefSeq lists its product as hypothetical. The transcript has 4 exons. Bases 1 to 1059 code for a protein of 352 amino acids. The record is from RefSeq and is a predicted model, not a curated record. Gene Ontology annotation, biological process: RNA processing. Gene Ontology annotation, molecular function: ribonuclease III activity. NCBI's taxonomy places the organism in Eukaryota, Fungi, Basidiomycota, Agaricomycetes, Agaricales, Psathyrellaceae.
AUGGACAUGCAGUACCUGUCCUCGCCACCACCAUCAUUCAAUACCGCAUCCCCUUAUCCUCAGCUCAAGAAGAGAGCCCUUCCAGACCAGCCUCCAGUUGUCUUCAACAGGACUACGGCCCCAAAGCUACCACCAAUCAGCAAUACAGAUCUCGUCCUUCAAAUAUUCACCCAUUCCUCCCUGAGAACGAGGCUGACAUGCUCGAGUCUCGACCAGUAUGACAAUGAGAGACUUUCCUGGCUGGGAAAGCAUGUACUAGACUCGGUGGUAACAGAGUUACUGUUCGACACCAGACCGAUGCUGAGAGCUGGUGAGAUAGUGGAGAGGAAGGAGGAACUAUUGUGCGAUGACCUCUUCGAGGAGUGGGUAACACACUAUGGACUGCUCAGGAAACUUCGCUACGACCCCGUUCUGCGCGAGUCAUCAGGAAUCACCAAGCCCCAGGAAACUCGCGAUAUAUUCUACGCUUAUACUGCAGGCGUUUACUUAGAUUCAGGUGCACCUGUUGUACGGGAAUGGAUUCAGACAUUACUUGGCCAGAACCUGAACAUUCCCAACAGGGACAAGUUGGGUCAAUCUUCAAGCCCUAUGCACGUUGAAGAGGGUCCGAUGUCCCCUCCGCGACAAGCGUUGACUCCACCUCCUACGAAGAAAGUGAAGGCCGAAACCAUGAGCCCUGGUCCUGAAACUAUCUUUUUUGGUUCUCAGCCUGGUCCCCCUGCUCCAGCUUUUAAACCGCCACCGCCACCACCUGUGAGCAGUCCACCUGCAAUGCAACAGGUGUCUCGUGCUAGUAUGAGCUCGCACGGAACUCGCCCAAAUCCUUUGGCGCCCGCUCGGCCGAACCUACCAUUCCUUCCUCUGUUUAAUCAAACUGCAGCACAAAGGCGGGUAUCGGUGGAGUACGACGCACAAUUCAGCGGUCCUUCGCAUGCAGGAACGUGGCUUGUGCGCUGUAUUGUGAAUGGGAUUCCUAAAGGAGAGGGAACAGGAAGCAGCAAACAAAAUGCCAAGGAGGAAGCUGCCCGACAGGCUUACUAUGCGAUGGGUUGGACUUGA